GGUAUCGUAUCUAUCCAGACUACAGUACAAUAGCAUUGGGCUAGGCGUGUCCACUCAUCCAACGGACUUCCCCUUCUGUCAAAAGACGCUUAUUGCUUUGACUCUGUAAAGUAGGAGUGGCGUUCUACCUAUAAAUGCUGUAGCUGACGCUUGAGGUCUCCAGCCCGGAUAUCGAAUCCAAGCUAAGAGAUCUGCGAAGCGGCUAUCGAAGGUAGAAACCCUAUUCCAGACUGCGCCAAACCAGAUUUCGGCAAGCAUCUGAAAGUCACCAAGACGCGACCAUGUCGAUGACCGUGAAAGCCUACUUGUUGGGCAAAGAGGACUGUCAUAAAGAGAUUCGACGCUUUGCCAUUGACCAGGACGUGUCUACGAGUUUUGAGUAUUUGAAAGGAAAGGUUGUCGAUGUUUUCGGCAAUCUGCGCAAUGUCCCCUUCCAAAUGUUCUACAAAGAUGAGGACGGUGACACGAUUGCUUUUUCUUCUGAUGAUGAACUCAUCAUGGGGCUUACAGGAGUGAAGAACGGGACUUUCCGUCUCUUCAUCAAGGAGAGGAGAGAGCACAAGAAAGACAGGGAGUUUCCUCAUCAUGUCUUCCCAGGAUUCCCUUUCCCCCCUCCUCCCGGAGCCCCCCACAUGCCCCCUGGACCCCCUCAUGAGGGUCCCCCCGGACCCCCCCAUGCUGGUCCUCCUGGACCCCCCCACAUGCCUCCCGGACCACCUCACGGUGGCCCUCAUCACCCUCACAUGUUGCACCCUGGGGUGACCUGUGACGGAUGUGAUGGUCCAGUGGUCGGGACCCGCUUUAAGUGCACGGUCUGCCCUGACUAUGAUCUGUGCCCCUCCUGCCAGGCCAAGGGCCUCCACAAGGAGCACCCCCUGCUUCCCAUCUGGCACCCACUGAACAACAUGUUUGAGUGGUUCCCUCGUGGGAAGUGGAUGAGAAAGAUGAGGCACUGUAUGUGGGCUGGAGCUCAGGCUCAGGCUCAGGCUCAAUCCCAGAAUCAGGACCAGAACCAGCAGGGUCCAUGUGGAUCCAGGCCUGCCUCUCAGCAAGCCCCUGAGGCUGCAGCUGAGGACCCCACUCAGGCAGAAGGUACCUCAAAUGCCACCCAGGCCAAUGUGGAAUACCUGAAGAGCAUCGGAGAAGGAGUAGCUGCCAUGCUUAGUCCCCUGGGCAUAGAUGUUGACAUUGACGUGGAGCACGAGGGGAGUAGGUCCAAAGUGAACCCCACACCGCCUCCGUCCGGGGGUCCUUCCAGCAACCAGAGCGACGGCAGCUCGGGGGCAAGUGGGAAGCCAGUGGGAAGGGGAACGGGAGGAGGGCCGGGCAGCCACAGCAGUGUCAGCAGCACCAGUGAGGGGGCAAAGGCUCAGAAGGAGCAGGGCAGCGAUGAGGAGUGGACCCACCUGAGCUCCAAAGAGGUGGACCCAUCUACCGGGGAACUCCAGUCCCUGCGCCUGGGCGAGGAGACAGAGGAAGGGCCAGAGGAACCUCGGCCGCUCAGCACCAGCUCCUCUUCGUCCCAGGGGCCGACAGGCCUGCGUGAAGCUGCCCUCUACCCACACCUACCACAAGACGCCGACCCGCGGCUGGUGGAGUCCCUGUCCCAGAUGCUCUCAAUGGGCUUCACAGACGACGGCGGCUGGCUGACCAGGCUCCUCACCACCAAGAACUUCGACAUCGGAGUGGCCCUGGACACCAUCCAUUACUCCAAGGGUCCCCCGAAGUAGAAGCAGAAACACAGCGGGGCACAGCAGAGACGACCAUGGUCACGUCUACAGCUCCAGUUAACCCAGACCUUGAGCAUUACUCAACUACUCUACCCACUCUGCCUUCCCUUGUAGAUGUAGCCAUUUCCUGUCAUAUUACUGGCAGUAUGAGCAACUCAGGCAAAUCAAGCAAUCAUUAACUUUGAUACAAAUUAAACAGCUUUUGCUUUCAUAAGAUUUUGAAUGAAGAUAUAUUCUUCUAUCUGAGACGGUUGUCAUUGACUAUGAGUACUACAUGUUACUAACAUUACUGGUGUGCAGGUUAUUCAUAUAAUGGAAUUUAUACAGUUUUACUCACUGCCGAUACAACAGAUAUAUUUUACCAAUCAGAUGUAAGCAAAUUAGUGGUUAAUGCACUUAUUCGUACAAAAUGUAUGACAUUUGUUAUUGGUUUGUUCUGACCCUGUGUUUAUAUUGUCAGUCAAAAUGAAUGGAUUCAUGUCUAUGUUUUCUUAAAUCGAAUGAAAACUAGGUUAUCAUUGGUGUCCUCUGUUACCAUGACGUUUUUGCCCUGUCUGACCAAAAUAAAAUUCUUCUGCAAAAUCAAAAAA
Clupea harengus (Atlantic herring) is the source of this 2320-nucleotide messenger RNA. It is a transcript of the gene sqstm1, whose product is annotated as sequestosome 1. Gene Ontology annotation, molecular function: K63-linked polyubiquitin modification-dependent protein binding; protein kinase C binding; zinc ion binding. Gene Ontology annotation, biological process: aggrephagy; mitophagy; endosome organization. NCBI's taxonomy places the organism in Eukaryota, Metazoa, Chordata, Actinopteri, Clupeiformes, Clupeidae. The record is from RefSeq and is a predicted model, not a curated record. Gene Ontology annotation, cellular component: amphisome; aggresome.